GUCAAAUUGACAGUAUCAUUAAUGUCAUUAUCAUGUUGGUGAACGUAAAAUAAAUUACAAAAAAUAUUAAAAUGCUCUUAUUCUUAGUAAUAUUAAUUCGAUUUUGAAAUAUAGUGAACGAAAAUUGUUUAUUGUAAUUCAAUAAAAAAUAAAUAUAUCCAUAAAAUGUCAUACGAAUGGUUUGAACGUAUUGGGCGACCACGUUUUGUUGUGGCACCUAUGGUUGAUGCGAGUGAACUCGCAUGGAGACUAUUAUGUCGAAGACAUGAAGCAACGUUGUGUUAUACUCCUAUGCUACACAGUGCUAUAUUUAUAAAAGAUCCCAAGUACAGAAAAGAGAACUUUACUACAUGUACAGAAGAUCGUCCAUUAAUUGUUCAGUUUUGUGGAAAUAAUCCAGAAACAAUGGCAACUGCUGCAAAGUUAGUUGAAAAAGAUUGUGAUGCCAUAGAUGUUAAUCUUGGUUGCCCUCAAUCGAUAGCCAAGCGUGGUAGGUAUGGUGCGUUUCUUCAAGAUGACUGGGACCUUUUAAAGGAUAUUGUAUCUACCAUGUCAAAGGCAGUAUCAAUACCAAUUACAUGUAAAGUAAGAAUUUUUGAAAGUGUAGAAAAAUCAGUUGAAUACGCAUUGAUGUUACAAGCUGCAGGAUGCAAGCUUCUCACAGUUCAUGGGAGAACUAGAGAUCAAAAGGGACCAUUAACAGGUGUUGCAAAUUGGGAUUAUAUCAAAGCUGUUAGGAGUUCUGUAUCAAUUCCAAUGUUUGCUAAUGGUAAUAUUCAAUGUUUAGAAGAUGUAUAUAGAUGUCUUGAGUAUACCAAAGUUGAUGGUGUUAUGAGUGCUGAAGGUAAUCUGACAAAUCCUGCAAUAUUUGAAGGGAUUAAUCCUGUAACGUGGGAUAUAGCUCUUGAAUAUCUUGAAUUGGUGCAGAAAUAUCCAUGUCCUACAUCUUUCAUACGAGGUCACUUGUUUAAAAUAUUCCAUAAAAUUUUUUCUUUUAAUACCAAUAAUGAUGAAAGAGAACUUUUGGCCACUGGUCAAAAUUUGAAUGACUUUAUAAAAGUAUGUGAAGCACUAAAAGACAAGUACUUAGGAUACCACCUGGGUGAGCAACAAUUUGAUGACAAUGAGAACAUCACAAGACAAGGCUUCAAUUUGAUAUUACCACCCUGGAUAUGUCAACCAUAUGUUAGAAUGUCUCCUGAAGCACAUACAGAAAAAAUGCAAAAUUUAUGUAAAGUUCAGAACAGCACACCAGAUAUUAAAAGAUCACAUGAUGAUCUAGAUGGGAAUAGCAUUUCUAGAAAGAAAAUGAAAAAACUGAAAAGGAUAAUGAGAUGGCCCAAUAAACCAGAUAAUGAUAAACAACCAAGCAGAACAGGAGAUAUUUGUGUCAACCACUCCUGCCCUAAUCCUCUUGGUGGAAAGUGCUUAUUUCGGUUUUGUAAGAAAUGUUGUCGAGAUAAGUGUUUUGAAGAAGAUUUGGAUUGUGAAGGGCAUAGAAUAUUAGUCCAUACCCGACGUCAAAUGGCAAAGAAAUUUGCUAAAGAAAAUGGAUUGGAAGAUAGUAUAAAAAAUAUUGAUAAAUACUGAUCAAAAUGCAGGAAAAAAUAGUUAGCAAGCAU
Colias croceus (clouded yellow) is the source of this 1622-nucleotide messenger RNA. RefSeq names its product tRNA-dihydrouridine(16/17) synthase [NAD(P)(+)]-like (gene Dus1). NCBI's taxonomy places the organism in Eukaryota, Metazoa, Arthropoda, Insecta, Lepidoptera, Pieridae. Gene Ontology annotation, biological process: tRNA processing. The transcript has 8 exons. The coding region runs from base 166 to 1590 and encodes 474 amino acids. Gene Ontology annotation, molecular function: tRNA dihydrouridine synthase activity; flavin adenine dinucleotide binding. The record is from RefSeq and is a predicted model, not a curated record.